Messenger RNA from Syzygium oleosum, 4012 nucleotides. RefSeq names its product chloroplastic group IIA intron splicing facilitator CRS1, chloroplastic. Gene Ontology annotation, biological process: RNA splicing, via transesterification reactions. The record is from RefSeq and is a predicted model, not a curated record. The coding region runs from base 312 to 2627 and encodes 771 amino acids. Gene Ontology annotation, molecular function: mRNA binding. NCBI's taxonomy places the organism in Eukaryota, Viridiplantae, Streptophyta, Magnoliopsida, Myrtales, Myrtaceae. The transcript is spliced from 8 exons.
GGUAGGCAAGAAAACGAAAAUCGCAAGCCCAUGAAAAUGAUGAAGUAGGGAGAAGGUGUCCCUGUUUCGUGAGGCUAACUGGCACGUGCAUUGCCCGUGCCGCGAAACCGAUCCCCGCCUUUCGUUCCUCACUCUCAGUCCGAUGCCGAGCUCGUCAAAAGUGAGAGAUCCUCCCCGUCCAGCUUCCCACUCCAAGUAUCUCGCGCUCGCGCUCGCGCUUGCAGAGACUGAACUGGAAGGCGUGCGUUCUACAACCGCGCUCGCAGCUCGCGAAGGUCGCCGAGGACGAACCCUCAGCUCCGCCAUCAGCUAUGGCGGCCACCCUUUUCCUCUCUCCUCCCGCAUUCGCGACCAAGUCGUGCUUUCUCGCUUCCUCCUCCUCCUCCCCAAGCGCGACGGGUUCCUCCGGAGCAACGGCGGAGAAUCUCCCCACGAGAAGAAGCCCGGAUUUCUCCGUCGCGAUCGACCCCAUUUCGCGGCCGAACGGUCCGGUCAAGAUGCCCACGGCUCCGUGGAUGCGGGGCCCGCUUCUCGUCCCGCCCCACGAGGUCCUGGACCUCUCGAGGCCCCGGAGCGGCAAUAAAGGCUCGGAAUUUAGGAAACCCGAGAGGUCGGAUAGAGCUCUCGCCGACAGAGCGAGCGGCGUCAGAGGAAGCAAGGCGGUGCGGAAGAUUGUGCAGAGCAUUGAGAAGCUUGGAGGGAGGAGCGAGCCGGACAGAGCUGGGGACGAGUCGGGGGAGAUCGAAUUCGGGCUUUGUCUGGAGCCGUUGAAGGAGGAAGGAGUCAAGUCGGCUUCUGGAGGGAAAAUGCCGUGGGUGAGGGAAGGCGAGAAGGUGGUGUUCAGGAGGGCGAAGGCGGAGAAGAAGGCGGCGGAUGUGGCUGAACUGAGCCUCGAGAAGGAGUCGCUGGAGAGGCUGAGGAAGGAGGCUGCGAAGCUGAGGAAGUGGGUGAAGGUGAAGAAGAUUGGAGUGUCUCAGGCCGUUGUGGAUGAGAUAAAGUGGACUUGGAGGAGGAAUGAGCUCGCCAUGGUGAAAUUCGACGUCCCUCUGUGCCGCAACAUGGACAGAGCUCAAGAAAUCCUCGAGAUGAAGACUGGCGGCUUGGUUAUUUGGAGGAAAAAAGACGCUCUUGUUUUAUACAGGGGAAUCCACUAUCCCUAUAAAGUCUUUCAGGAGAAGGAGCGCAUCCCAGCUAAUGGUCAAGAAAGACUUUCCUUUGUCCGCAUGCAGUCUAACCCUAAACAUGUCAUAUCUAUAACACCGGUGAAAGAUAAUCAAGGUAUUCUGGAUGAGAAGAUGAAAGGAGAGGAUGGACAAAGGCAGUCUAGUGCCAUCUCAAUAGACUAUAAAGCAUGUUCUAAGUCAAUCAAUGGUUCACUGUAUGAGAGGGAAACUGAUAGAUUACUGGAUGGCUUGGGUCCUCGCUUUGUUGACUGGUGGAUGCACAAGCCAUUGCCCGUAGAUGCUGAUUUGCUUCCGGAAGUGGUACCUGGCUUCAGUCCCCCGCUAAGACUAUGUCCUCCAAAUGAACGGCCAAAGCUCACUGACGAUGAAUUGACGUUUUUAAGGAAGCUUGCUCACCCAUUACCAACUCAUUUUGUCCUUGGGAGAAACAGGAAAUUGCAAGGGUUAGCUGCUGCGAUUAUGAAACUAUGGGAGAAGAGUCUUAUAGCCAAGAUUGCGGUGAAGUGGGGUGUACCUAACACUAACAAUGAGCAAAUGGCAUAUGAGCUCAAGGGUCUCACUGGAGGAAUUCUGCUGCUACGAAACAAGUUUUACAUUAUACUAUAUAGAGGCAAGGACUUUCUUCCUCGAACACUUGCAAGUUCAAUAGUGAAGAGGGAAUCGGAGCGGAGAAAAUGCCAAGUUAUUGAGGAAGAUGCAAGAAUUAAGGCGUUUGAAAGAUUAGCUAUAGCAAAUGAGCCAUUGGCAAAGACUUGCUCCAUGGGAACACUAUCAGAAUUCCUAAAAAUCCAAACAGAUUUUCAGGAGCAGAUAAGAGGAGUGGGGGAGGUCAAUGUCAGAUUGGUGGCUGAAAUAGAAAGAUUAGAGAAGGAGCUGCGAAAUGAGGAGCGCAGGCUUUUCAUUCUUAAAAGUAAGAUGCGCAAAUCAGCAAAACAGCUGUCAAAGUUGAAUUCUGGAUGGAGACCUGCCACGGAGGACACAGACAAAGAGAUGAUGACAGAAGAGGAAAAAGAAUGUUUGAGAAAGAUAGGACUGAAAAUGGACGGAAGUUUAGUGCUCGGAAGGCGUGGUGUCUUUGAUGGUGUUAUCGAAGCAAUGCAUCAGCACUGGAAGCAUAGAGAAGUGGUCAAGGUCAUUUCUAUGCAGAGGGCGUAUCCACAGGUCAUCUGUACUGCAAAACUGCUCGAAGCAGAAACUGGUGGGAUUGUAGUUUCAGUUGACAAGCUGAAGGAUGGCCAUGGUAUAAUCAUAUACCGUGGCAAAAACUACAAACGUCCUGUAAGGUUGUCAACAGAGCAUCUACUAACAAAAAGAAAAGCACUUCUGCGAUCUCUUGAAAUGCAGCGAUUUGGUUCGCUGAAGUUUUUUACAAAUCAGAAGCAAAGGAAGGUCUCUGACUUGCAACUGAAACUGGCUGAACUAAAAGAUCAGCUGGGACAAUAAAGACAGAAUAUGAUGAAGUUUGUAAAUCAUCAUAGAAGGCAUUUCUGUGAUUUUCAGUGCACGAAAUGCGCAAUGAUUCCUUUGUGGCAUGAAAUGAAUUAUGAAGGUUCUCAUCCAUCACUUUGGAUUCCUUGUACAACCUGAUUGCUUGACUUCUUUUGAGUGGAAGUGGAACUGAGGACAGCAGAUUGCACAACUCCAUGGUGCCUGAUUUUUGUUACUUGGGACCUCCUACAGUAGAGGUCAUUAUAUCCAGGUGAGCAUGCAAUGACAAUGGUAUGGCUCUAACAUUUGCACUAACUUCCCAUCUUUUUAUUGGACAUGCCAUCUCAAGUGCACUUUUGGACUAAUCAAAAUCCGGAGGAAAUUUCUCUUUAGCCUCCUAAAUCAUGGCUGGUUUGGCACCUAACACGCUAAACUAGAGGGACAUUACCAUAUUCUGGUAGAUUCACCAUAAAGUGCCCGCAGCCCCUCCCCAGACAAUUCACAUUGCAACUUUUUGCUCUGAACUAUUAAUUUUAUAGCCUUUGCCCCUCGAACCCAUUAAGAAUUAAGGGAAAUUUCAGUGUAAUGAAUCUAAUACUUUACUUUAGUAAAGUGUCAUCUUUUCAAUUUCUUGGUUGAAAGUAAGAGAUGUUGUGCGGCGCUAGAUAUUCCUCAGUACAUUGUUUUGAGUCCAUGAAUGAUUCCUUCAUGGAACUUAGAAAAAAUCUAGUAAUGUUCGGUGAAGAAGCUGUCUGAACAGACUUUCUAAUGUUGGUUCUCUAAAAUUCUUGUUAUCUUGAUUCCAUUUGCUUUGAUAGGUCUAAUGACAUUUUAUCCUUGAAAUUUUUUUUUCUAUCUUGAAGUGUGGAUGGGGAAGCAAGUGUAAGUGACUGAAUAAAACUUAGAAUCCUAUUUACAACUACAUCUCAUUUCCCAAUUUCUUGUGCUAUGCUUUGCUCUAUGUUAAAUUGCAUUCAGAUCUAUGCACGGCUCCGGACUUCAGGAAUAUGAAGGGCGCGCUUUUUGGAUUAAUCACCCGGGUUGGACCAUUGGGUCUACCAGUAUAGUGGAGCCUCUGAGCCUAGUGCUUCAUUUGCCAGCAAAUCUAGUAGAAGUCAUUCACUCCCACUAACAUAAGGGCGGUGGGAAGGUUGUGAUCAAAUGGCAUUGAACGCUUCAGGUUUAUCUUUGAUUUACCCUUUUAACCAUUCACAAUACAGACACAUACUGGUGCUUAUUAUAUCUCCCACAACCACUAGAAUCUCUCUUUUCUCUGUUCUUUUUCCUUCUUGGUGAUUGUGGCAUUGCUAAGUGAACUUGCUAUCAAUGACUAGACAUCCUAAUGUCAGUCAAGCUGUAUAAACCGAGUUAUUCAAAUGGAAUUACUAGCUUUCUCUAAA